AGUGGUCACCAGCUCUCGUAACUGUGUGGGCGGCUGCUCAGUCAACGGCGUUUCUCAGAUUUGGUGUUGCUGCCAUCUCCUCUACCGCAGGGCUCCGGCGUGUGUGUGUGUCAGAGCGGGGAGGACUCCCGCCAGGGCGUGAGGAGGGAUGGCCUACCAGUACUAUAUUGAAGAUGACUACUGGUACUCCACGAGAUGCGAGGACAAUGUGUCCUCCUUCUCCGUUGAAUUGGGUUCAGACCCCAGUACGGGAUUGAAUCGCAAUACGAGGUACAUGGUUCUGAUAGCUCUGAACAUUGCUGUCAGCAUCCUCAUCUGUGUCUUCCUCCCAUACGACAUAUUCCUGACCCAGUCAUUAUACAAGAUGAUGUCUCUAGGUUGGGCCACGGACGAGCUGGAGGAUCGUUACAGAAGAAUCUGUCCUAAUGACCCUCUCAACCAGGCCGUAUUUGGGGGCGUCACUGUUCAAGAUCAGCUGAAGUCCCUCCAGCAGCGCCAGCAGCAGCAACUGCGCCGCGCCCCGACCUCCGCCUCCAACGACUACGCUAAUCCGAACUACAUGAGCUUGAUGAUGGGAGAGGGACGACGCUCAAGGAAAAGCAACGAGUCAAAUCCGUACGAGGAGUAUGUCACAGCUGAUAUCUAGUCCUAUCUCCAGCUUACCCUCUCUCACAGUCAUCUCCAGCUGUUAUGUGGAAAUAUUUUAUAUUAUGCUGUUCAUCUGCGUCUCUUUCUCUUUCUUUCUCUUCCUUCCUCCCGUUUGUAUGUUGUCGUGGGGCCUUGUGGAAGCCUGUUCACCAACAUGCCGGCAUUGUGGAAGCCUGUUCACCAACAUGCCGGCAUUAUGGAAGCCUGUUCACCAACAUGCCGGCAUUAUGGAAGCCUGUUCACCAACGUGCCGGCAUUAUGGAAGCCUGUUCACCAACAUGCCGGCAUUAUGGAAGCCUGUUCACCAACAUGCCGGCAUUGUGGAGGCCUGUUC
This is a messenger RNA of Procambarus clarkii (red swamp crayfish), 982 nucleotides long. RefSeq lists its product as uncharacterized. NCBI's taxonomy places the organism in Eukaryota, Metazoa, Arthropoda, Malacostraca, Decapoda, Cambaridae. The record is from RefSeq and is a predicted model, not a curated record.